UUUGUAACAUUAUGAUUAAGAUGGGUUAUGCAAAUGCAAAAAUCUACAAACACAAGAACGAGGCAUACCCCCACCCAGGCUGCUAUCAAUCAUACCACUCAGACAAGGAAGAUAAUCCUCCUUGCAAAUGGCCAGCCAGUCUGGUCGACAAGGACCAGCCAGAGAACAGGCUUGUGACUAAUAUCAAGAAAGCAACAGUCAGCUCUGAAAAUGUAUUGUCUACACUCGGGAUUACCAUAGCUCAAUAUCUUUCUGGAGUGGUCUACGGGUGUAACCUAUCUUGUUUGAUGAAGUCCAAACUUCCAAGGCUCUCAUCAUUUGUACAUAAAGUAUUACAAGAGAAUCACCCUGUGACAAUCAAAGAGGUUCAUGGCCAGGCUGGAUGGUUGGAGACUUGUGCCAGGACUGUUGCCACAGAGGGUCAAUGCGUUUAUUCUGGCCAAAUUGCAUUUCCACUGGAGACCAGAAUGUUUGAAGACAAGGAAUACAUCUUGUUGAAAGGCAUUGAUGACCCCAAUGAGCGAUGUCAUGGGUCUUCAGGACCAAAUCAAAUCAUUCUAGCAGAUGGAAUGAAUGACCACGAUGCACUGGAGUCCCUUUGCCAGCGAUUCAACUCACAACACUAUAAUUUAAGAAAAUUCUACUACGAGUGUUCAAAUCUCAAAUAUUUGACUCACUUGAUCAAUGUUCCUACAUUGGGUCAGGAACCUCCGAACCUGUUGGAUAACAGAGGUGCUCCCAGCCUCCCUGUGAGACCCAAAACUACUGCAGCUUUGCCAGCUCCUCCCCUAGUUGCACCUUCACCUGCACCUGAUGCAGUUGUUAUCAAUGAGCAAGCCUGUAUGCUCAAACAAUAUGAAGACCAGCAGACUGCUUUAUGUGCACAACGUGAAGCUGAGGAGCAUCAGAGGCUAGACCUUGAGGCACAGCAGCAGUGCAAAGCAGGAGUGCCUUGCACAGGAGCAGCUUAUGCAGACAGUGCAAUAGCCAAGCUGCUCAGCAGGUCAGUAAUCAUCAUGAGGGGGCAGUUUGAGUGCGACCAGCUACUUCUGGAACAAUAUGAUCAACAGGUGAAAGCACUGGAGGUCAAGCUCAGCGGAGUAAUGUCCAAUAUUCAUGCACAAAUGGCAUCGAAGGACGAAUUGAUCAAGUAA
This is a messenger RNA of Suillus subaureus, 1154 nucleotides long. RefSeq lists its product as uncharacterized. The transcript is spliced from 11 exons. The record is from RefSeq and is a predicted model, not a curated record. NCBI's taxonomy places the organism in Eukaryota, Fungi, Basidiomycota, Agaricomycetes, Boletales, Suillaceae. Gene Ontology annotation, biological process: actin filament organization; clathrin coat assembly; endocytosis. Gene Ontology annotation, cellular component: clathrin-coated vesicle; actin cortical patch. The coding region runs from base 12 to 1154 and encodes 380 amino acids. Gene Ontology annotation, molecular function: actin filament binding; phosphatidylinositol-3,5-bisphosphate binding; clathrin light chain binding.